Molecule: messenger RNA, 2738 nt
Organism: Colossoma macropomum (tambaqui)
Lineage: Eukaryota; Metazoa; Chordata; Actinopteri; Characiformes; Serrasalmidae
Exons: 4
Coding region: 435-1766 (443 amino acids)
Biological process (GO): regulation of transcription by RNA polymerase II
Molecular function (GO): RNA polymerase II cis-regulatory region sequence-specific DNA binding; DNA-binding transcription factor activity
Source: RefSeq, a predicted model, not a curated record
AAUCAGUCACUAAGUUUCUCCACAAUGAACCAUUUCACAUCAAACCACCCUGCAGUUUUAUAUCUAUGAUGAAUAUUCAAAUGAAUUAAAAAAUCAGUCAUUUUCUAAAAGUUAUGAGAUCCCAAAAGCACAGCGUGCUGAAAACGACCCAGUGACACAUUUCAUCGAUAGUUUAGUAGUGACUUCUCUCCCCGACUCCUUCGCGCCCUCUAGCGCUUUGUUUGGGUAUUGAGGGAUGAAUAGGAAGCGGGCCUGUUCCCUUUAAACCGGCUCUGGAAAGACUUUUUUAAGGGACGUCAGCAGAAACGCCCACCCACUUCCUUGUUGACCGUGUUGACCAUGUGGCUACUCCUGUGAUCGUACUUGCGGAGUCGUCGCGGCCUCGUUGUUUAUAAGUUGGCCUACGGAUUCUGUGAGCGCGAAGACUGUGCAGGAUGUCUGAUUCUGUGUCCAAGUUUCAGGCCGAGGUGGCGGCUGUUAUGCAGCUGUUGCUGAAGGUGGCCGUCAUGGAAAUAACCAAGGUUUUCGAAAGACGCUCGUUUGUUUCCUGCACCGCCAAUGGAGGAACUAAGCUCUGUGAGGACCUGGAGUCUUUACCUGACCUCGGGGCUUGUCUGGAAGGCGCACUGAGACAUAGCGAGAAAGCUGUCUGCAGUGUCGGUGUGCAAGUGGGAGAAGAGUCGCCCUCCGUGGAGCUGGACCCUCGUGAUAAAGGCUCACACAGGGAGGGAAACAAGCUCUGUCUGCAAGACUCCCAGAUGGGGGAUGGGCUGCUCCCCACAGAAAAUCCCUACUUGGGCCUGGUUGAGACUGUUGAUUUGCAGUGCACUGUUGACCUUCCAUGCAACAUCUUUAAAGAAAAGCAGGCCGUUAAGGAGGAAAGACAGAACAUCUUGGUGCUUCAAACUGCAGGGGUUGGCCACCCACAAGCAGAACUGGCCACUCAGGAGAACGGCCUUCAGGCACCAAGUCCUCUUCACGAGUCUUUUCCAAGCCUGUUCAGUUCAGUAACCGUAGACAUUUCAAGCACAGAUCUUUCCCUGAACACUUUGGGCCAGUCAGGCCUCAGCUUGAAGGAAGGCGAUUCCGUCCAGUCUGUGAAAGAGCUAGCCAAGGUGGAGCUUCUUGAGGCAGCUGUGAGCUCAGACGAAAACAGUGCAGCUUUACAAAACGAGUCACUCGCAGAUGUAAAAACCUGCGCCUCAGAUUCCUCGCCUGACAUCAACAUUGUGAGGUUUCAGCUCAACCAGACACCUUUUGACUGCAAGCUGUUGAAGCCGUGCUCCGUGAAGCUCGUGAACCUGCUUGUGAUUUCGGACGGCAAAAGGAGAAAGACCGAAGUCCCCGGUGGAAAAGAGUUCUGCACGCCCAAAGACCUUCGACACCACCAGCAUGCCCACACCGGACACCGUCUGUGCUGCUUCACUAAGUGUGCUGAUGGCGUGUGGCGUCUUCAGGGAGCCGUUUCUCACAAGCGCUCGCAUGGCUGCAAGAUUUGCGGGAAAAAAUUCAAACGCAGGAAAAUCCUCAGGAGGCACGAACGUUUCCAUACGGGAGAAAAGCCAUACUCGUGCUCCGCAUGCAGCAAGACGUUUGCUCUGCGCAAAAGCCUAAGGAGGCACGAGAGGUUCCACACAGGAGAGCGGCCUCAUAGCUGCCCUCAGUGCGGCAAAGGUUUCCGUCUCAAGGAUAGCCUGAAGGCGCAUAUGCGAUUCCACACAGGGGGAAAAGCCGUUCGCCUGCAGCCUGUGCUCCAAACGGUUUAGGAUUCAUAAGAAUCUGCACAAACAUUCUUUACUUCACUCUGUCUGAUAAACAAAUAGCCAGUAAACUGGUAAGGAGUGUGUUAAAUCACUGGUUCUCAGCUUGUCUACAGAUGGAUGGAGCGGUCAGUAACUUGAGACGUCACAUUCCAUAACAUACCAUUUAACCGAGUGUAAAGAUGGAUUGUACGCUUCGUUCUGAAGUGUUGCAGGAUGUCAUUCGCCAUGUUUGGCUGGUUAAAAAGUGCCAGCCUGCAGUCCAUGUAUGGUGUGGUUUAAAAUCAAAAGAACUACAAAGUAUUUCAAGGUCUCUUUUGCAGAGUACAUCCUUCCUUGAAUGUUCGAAAGAAAUGGUUUGUGCAAAACUCGGCACAUAACAGAAUGAUAAGCUCAUUCCAACGUUGGGAAAUUCCACUGAUGUAUGGAAGCUUUUUUUCUUCAAACUGCAGUAAACACACAGGGUCUACAUGCCCAUUAAAGACUUUUCAGUUCUGUAGCUGAAGGAAUGGUUUGGCACAAAAAUUAUAAUUAACCAGUUUUGAUGUCAAUCAACCAAGACAUGUUGGGCGUCCAGAUCUUCUUUUGUUCAUAACUGGAGCUACAAGGCUCACAGUCACUAGAAGUCAAUAGUCACCCAAAUGUUUUCUGCAAAAACAUCACGAAAACUUCUCUCAACCCAUCCAAACCACAUCCAGGUCUUCGAUAAAGUUGUGUUGCUCACGACGUUCAGCUUCUCCUUGACUUUUCGUUCUGUUCUUAACUCUGUGACAGUGACAGACCUUAAUGUGGUUUAAGCAGGAUGAGAAGUUUAAAGGGUGCGUUUACCGAAGAUUUGGGUGCCUGUUGACAUUGAGUGUUUUGUUAGCGACGUUAGCUUUGAAGCCGUUAUGCUGUGUAUGUUGUCCUUUGUUGGACACUUAUAUUUUUUUAUUUAUAUUUUUUUGGUAAUUAGAAUGACUUGAAUACUUUGUACAA